This is a messenger RNA of Saccostrea cuccullata (small rock oyster), 1617 nucleotides long. Its product is annotated as proline-serine-threonine phosphatase-interacting protein 2-like. The coding region runs from base 330 to 1268 and encodes 312 amino acids. The record is from RefSeq and is a predicted model, not a curated record. NCBI's taxonomy places the organism in Eukaryota, Metazoa, Mollusca, Bivalvia, Ostreida, Ostreidae. Gene Ontology annotation, cellular component: plasma membrane; cytoplasm. The transcript has 12 exons.
UGUUGAGGCCGCUGUUACGAUUUUAAUACACAGCUCAGAAAAUGCACUAACAUUACGCAAUUGAUCAAUGAACUUGAGAUUCUCAAAUAAUCAGAAGUGUCGCCAUCACAGGACUUAUAAAUGGAGAAGUGGGGAAGUAACCUCGAAUCAGUGGAUAAACUGUGUCGAGUAUACAACCAUGAAGCUAGGUCUAGAUAGUGUCAGUGUGUGUAUUUAAUUCUGUUGAAUUCGUGUCCUAUGUCACCCCAGUUUUGAACUCUAUUAAUUUUAUUUUACUUCCGUGUUUUCUGUUGACAUUUGGUCGUUGUAAAGCGUCUAGUGCAACCACGAUGAUGAGAACGAGAUAUAAAGAUUCAUUCUGGGACACAGACAUUAACAGCACCAGUGGGUACGAUGGACUAAAGAAUCGAAUGAAGGAUGGGAAAAAACUCUCCAGCGAAGUGGAAACCUAUUUUAAACAGAGAGCCAAGAUCGAGAAAGAUUACUCCAAAGACUUACAGAAGCUUGUAGACAGUUGCAAACUGAAGGUUGAACUACAUGAAGGUACACUGGAACAAGCGUGGAAUAAAGUGAAGAUAGAAACCUUACAGAUGGCUCAAAUUCACGAGACUGCCGGGUUAGACUUUGAAAAACUGGCUCAAGAAAUGUCCUCAUUCAUGGAGGAGCAAAAACGACAAGUUAAAGCUGCAGAAGACACUGUUCAAAAAGCACAUAACAGUCUUAAGUCAACAUACAGUAAACUUACAAGUCAAGAGAAAACAUUCCAUAUAAAAGGUGAAGAUUAUGAUAAAUUACAAAAUUCAGUCAAAUAUUCUGAGAGAGGGCAAGCAACACCAAAGGAACUGGAAAAGCUUCGGAAUAAAGAAUCAAAAGCCAAAGAGGAAUUAGACAAGAAUGAAUCGUCAUACAAAAGUCUUAUAGAAGAAGUAACCAAAUGUAAAGCUAUAUUUGAGAAAGAGAUGACAAAAAUGUGUGAGCUUUUCCAAGAACUUGAUGAAAAACGAAUCGAACACACUAGAGAGAAUUUAUGGAAAUGCACGAAUGUUGAUUCCCGUACCUGUGUUGAGCAUGACGAGUGUGCUGAGAAAAUGCGACAAAUGAUAGAACCUUGUGAUAUUGACAAAGAUAUACAAUUGUUUAUAAAGAACUACAGGACAGGCUCAGAAAAGCCACCUGAUGUAACGUUUAAAUCUGGUCGUGGUCAACCUCUUAAAAUUCAAGUGGACAGUGGUGACCAUUUAUAUUCAGAGGUCAAACUUACGUAUUAGAAAUUUACCAAGCUCAUCACUGACCGUCAUCUAGAUCUCUUGCUGAAAUUAUGAACUCUACAGCCAUGAAGCUACGGUUAUUACCAGAUCACUGUUAUUUCUUGUUAGAAUUAUUUGCAUUGAAAGUUGUUUUUAUACAAUCAAAGAAAAUUUUGAUAUACCGGUAUUCAAUUUUCUUAAAUGUCUUGACCCUUGUUUGCCUGUACAAUCAAUCGCCACUCCUAUUUUUUUUUUUGGAAAUCCAAACUCAUACAUACAAGAUAUCACUUUUUAUGAUAUUAAUAAUUGUUUGUUGAUUACAAAUGCAUCAAGUAUUUAUGUUAUAAAAUAAAAUAGACAUUUUUGUGCC